Molecule: messenger RNA, 1365 nt
Organism: Raphanus sativus (radish)
Lineage: Eukaryota; Viridiplantae; Streptophyta; Magnoliopsida; Brassicales; Brassicaceae
Product: ankyrin repeat domain-containing protein 2A
Exons: 9
Coding region: 119-1180 (353 amino acids)
Biological process (GO): protein targeting to chloroplast
Cellular component (GO): chloroplast outer membrane
Molecular function (GO): chloroplast targeting sequence receptor activity; protein binding
Source: RefSeq, a predicted model, not a curated record
AUCAUUUUAUCAGUAUAUAAAUAAAAUAUUAAAAAUAAAUUUAAUUAUCUGUUAUUUUCGGCUUUUCUUGUGCUGUUGCCACCACAACGUUGUCUUCUCGGGGUUUAAGUUUGAUCUAAUGGCUUCGAAUCCAGAGAAAAACCCGCUGAUUCCUUCAGAUGAGAAAACCGAAUCGAAGGAGGAGAGCAAGAGUCCUAAACCGGAAUCAGCAGCAGCAGCAUCAGCAGCAUCUGGGAGUUCACCUUCAUCACCUAACCCUCCUGGCUUGAAUUUCAAUGCUUUUGAUUUCUCAAACAUGGCUAGUAUCCUCAACGAUCCAAGCAUCAGAGAAUUGGCGGAGCAGAUUGCUAAAGAUCCUGCCUUUAACCAGUUGGCUGAGCAGCUUCAGAGAUCUAUCCCAAACGCAGCUGAGGGAGGAGCAGGAGGAGGAGGUUUCCCUAACAUUGAUCCACAACAGUAUGUCAGCACAAUGGAACAGGUUAUGCAUAACCCCGAGUUUCAGACCAUGGCUGAGCGACUUGGUAACGCCUUGGUCAAGGAUCCACAAAUGUCUCCCUUUUUGGAUGCUUUCUCAAACCCUGAAACAGCUGAGAACUUUACUGAGCGUAUGGCACGGUUGAAAGAAGAUCCAGAGUUGAAACCUAUACUUGAUGAGAUUGAUGCUGGUGGUCCUUCUGCCAUGAUGAAGUACUGGAAUGAUAAAGAUGUACUGAAAAAGCUUGGUGAAGCAAUGGGUAUGCCUGUUGUUGGCUUGCCUGACCAGACGCCUUCAGCUGAACCCGAGGUGGCUGAAGAAGAAGAAGAAGAGUCUAUUGUUCAUCAAACGGCCAGUCUUGGUGAUGUUGAGGGUUUGAAAACCGCUUUGGAAUCUGGUGGUAACAAAGAUGAAGAAGAUUCUGAAGGAAGGACAGCACUGCAUUUUGCGUGUGGAUACGGCGAGUUAAAAUGUGCUCAAGUUCUUAUCGAUGCUGGAGCAAGUGUUAACGCUGUUGACAAAAACAAGAACACACCUCUGCAUUACGCUGCUGGUUACGGGAGGAAAGAUUGUGUUAGCCUUCUCCUUGAGAAUGGUGCAGCAGUGACUCUGCAAAACCUAGACGAGAAGACACCCAUUGAUGUGGCUAAGCUCAAUAACCAGCUCGAGGUGGUGAAGCUGCUCGAGAAAGAUGCUUUCCUCUGAGCGUGGGUCAAAAAGGAAACUCUAUUAUCUUUGAAGGAUUUGUCUUGUGUUGCGUCGUGAACCAUUUGACAGACUUUUGUAUGACCUCUUUUCGGUUUCAUUUGUGUUUUAUUAGUCUCAAAUUAAAAUUUGUGAUGAUUUUGAUUUUCAUUUAAAGUCAAUAAAAAAAAAAAAGAUCACUCUGA